ACUCUACACCGCAUCCCUCCACCCGCCAGCAACAACCACAACACCACUCAACUUCGAUAUCCCGUGCAAUACCAGUCGCCCAACUUCCCCAUACUCCGACCUCCGAAAACUCUGCCCAUCAUGGUCCUCGGCAAAGUCGCGCAUUACGCUUUCGAUGCGGUAUUAAUAUCCGCCUUCCUCGCCGGCGUCCGUCGCUCCACUGGCCUCACACCCAGUGUGAAGCCCGAUUCCUUCAGCGAAAACCCCAGCGCCCAGAAGUGGUUUGAAAACUACCUCUGGGUCGGCGAGACUGUCAUGGACCAGAGCGUCGCCCUGUUCGGCGCCAGCUCUUACUUUGAACGCAAGCGGUAGAUUUUCUUUCUGUCUGUUACACACAGCGAAAGUCGACGAUUGUCCUCCUGAUAACCGGCGAGGAAAUUUGGCACAAUGGGAGCGUUCUGGAGGCAAGGGCAGAGCGGCGGUGGGGGCUGUGAUGGACUACGGGGUACAUAGUCCGGAGCUCCGGUAUAUUGCUCGCAAACAAAGACAUGGGUUUGCGGGAAGAAGGGCAUGCUUUAUGCACGGUUUUUCGCCGCCUCGAGUGAAGAAGCGGAUGGCGUUUAGGCGCUGUUAUCUAUACGAAUGCUACGAAUGUUCGCUUUUGGA
Pyrenophora tritici-repentis Pt-1C-BFP is the source of this 645-nucleotide messenger RNA. The record is from RefSeq and is a predicted model, not a curated record. NCBI's taxonomy places the organism in Eukaryota, Fungi, Ascomycota, Dothideomycetes, Pleosporales, Pleosporaceae.